AUGGCGAUCUGCGGCGACAACAGCGCCGCCACUAAACAAAACAAAAUGAAACUUUACAUACCAGAGACAAGUCUGUCAGAAACAGAAAGAACUGAUUCCUGCAUACAAAAAAUAAUUCGAGAGAAAUUCAAAUCGUGUAACGUGUUGACAAUAGCCCAUAGAUUACAUACAAUUAUCGAUUCAGACAGAAUACUGGUUUUAGUUAAUGGAAAACUUGAAGAAUUUGACAGUCCUUAUAAAUUACUGCAGAAUGUAAAUGGUACUUUUUAUAACUUGGUAAAAAACACGGGAGUUACUUCAAUGGAUGAGCUAUUUAAAAUUGCUGAAAAUAAAUUUUAUAUUCAAGAAUGUAUCAAAAGAACGAGAUUAUAA
Molecule: messenger RNA, 372 nt
Organism: Centruroides sculpturatus (bark scorpion)
Lineage: Eukaryota; Metazoa; Arthropoda; Arachnida; Scorpiones; Buthidae
Product: multidrug resistance-associated protein 4-like
Exons: 3
Coding region: 1-372 (123 amino acids)
Biological process (GO): transmembrane transport
Cellular component (GO): membrane
Molecular function (GO): ATPase-coupled transmembrane transporter activity
Source: RefSeq, a predicted model, not a curated record